AUGUCCGUGGAAGGUGUCCGUAUUCUAGCGCCUGUGCUUGGUGAGCAUGCCCAGAUCCUCACACCUGAGGCUAUCAAGUUCUUGACAGUGCUGCACCGCAAUUUUGAGACGGAGCGUCAGGAACGUCUAAAGGCACGCGCUGUCCGCCAGGUCGAACUCGAUGGCGGCAAGACACUUGACUUCCUGCCUCAGACCCGUCACAUCCGUGAGGAUCCCGCGUGGCGCUGCGCGCCGCCCUCACCUGGUCUUCGUGACCGUCGCGUUGAGAUCACUGGCCCUGUCGACCGUAAGAUGGUCAUCAAUGCCCUUAAUUCGGGUGCCUACACCUAUAUGGCCGACUUUGAGGACUCUAACUCGCCUACGUGGGCUAACAACCUUGAUGGCCAAGUCAACUUGCGCGACGCUAUCAACCGCCGCGUGGAUUUCAAGGCUAGUAAUGGCAAGCAUUACAAGCUUCGCCCUGUUCAUGAGCUUGCAACACUUAUUGUCCGCCCUCGUGGGUGGCACUUGAACGAGGAGUCGUUCCUCGUUGAUGGCAAGCCUAUUUCGGGUGGACUGUUUGACUUUGGACUGUUCUUUUUCCACAACGCCCAUCAGCUGGUGAAGAACGGCUUUGGACCGUACUUCUACCUGCCCAAGAUGGAGUCACACCUGGAAGCCCGUUUGUGGAACGACGUGUUCAACCUCUCGCAAGACUACAUCAAAAUGCCGCGUGGUACGAUUCGUGGCACCGUUCUGAUCGAGACCAUAACUGCUGCCUUUGAGAUGGAGGAGAUUCUUUACGAGCUGCGCGAGCACUCCUCGGGUCUCAACUGCGGUCGCUGGGACUACAUUUUUUCAUUCAUUAAGCGUCAGCGCUACAACAAGUCGGCUGUACUGCCUGAUCGUGCUACGGUGACGAUGACGUGCCCCUUUAUGCAAGCCUACGUGAACCUGCUCAUUCAAACUUGCCACAAGCGUGGUGCUGCUGCCAUUGGUGGUAUGGCUGCUCAGAUUCCUAUCAAAGGAAAUGAGAAGGCCAACAAUGCUGCUAUGGACAAGGUGCGUGCUGACAAGCUUCGUGAGGUGCUCGCCGGUCACGACGGUACGUGGGUGGCACAUCCUGCGCUAGUCCCGAUCGCGCUAGAGGUCUUCAACAAGCACAUGCUUGGUCCCAACCAAUAUCACGUCCGACGUGAGGAGGUCCGCGUCUCGGCUCUAGACCUGCUCAACCCCAACGUGGAUGGCCAGAUCACUGAAGCUGGUGCUCGCGCCAACGUGUCGGCCCUCCUUGCCUACUGUGCUAACUGGGUUAGGGGCAACGGCUGUGUUCCGAUUAACCACCUCAUGGAAGAUGCUGCCACGGCCGAGAUUUCGCGUAUCUCGCUCUGGCAGUGGGUAUUCCACGGCUCCAAGACCGUGGAAGGCAAGCCUGUCACGCCUCAAUUCAUUGAUCAAAUUAUUGCGUCGGAGGCUGCCAAGCUCACGAGCCUGGAUCCGAAUGCUGUAGACCUGUCACGUCGCUACCUGUCCCAGCAGGUGCGCGCCAAGGAGCCCAGUGAAUUCCUGACCACGGACCUAACGGCCCAUCUUGAUAACUCGAUCUCUCAAUCGCGUAUUUAA
Molecule: messenger RNA, 1602 nt
Organism: Malassezia restricta
Lineage: Eukaryota; Fungi; Basidiomycota; Malasseziomycetes; Malasseziales; Malasseziaceae
Product: malate synthase
Exons: 1
Coding region: 1-1602 (533 amino acids)
Biological process (GO): glyoxylate cycle
Cellular component (GO): peroxisomal matrix; cytoplasm
Molecular function (GO): malate synthase activity
Source: RefSeq, a predicted model, not a curated record